Messenger RNA from Eruca vesicaria subsp. sativa (arugula), 1761 nucleotides. NCBI's taxonomy places the organism in Eukaryota, Viridiplantae, Streptophyta, Magnoliopsida, Brassicales, Brassicaceae. The record is from the annotation of a GenBank genome assembly.
AUGCUUCACAUUCCACUGGAUUCCAAAACGCCACGUCGGGUCAAGGCCCAGACAGGAGGAGACGUCUCGCUGGAAGAUUGCCGUAACUGCGUCACCUUUUCCGUCAACGAAUCCUUAAAGCGGUGUCCAAUUCAGAGCGAGGUCGUACUCUAUUACGACAAGUGUAUGCUAAGACCAUGUUUAUUGCAGAUGGAGGAAGCACAAACCAUGCUAAGCAAUGUUAUUAUCCCAACUAACCAACAAGAGGAGUACCGAGAAUUGGUUUUGUCCAUGAUGAACAACGCAGCCGUUGAAGCGGCUAGUUCCAGAAAGUUCGGUGCGAGAGAAGCCAACUUUACUGCAUUUAAGGUGUACGGACUUGUUCAGUGCACCCCUGAUCUGACGACUCAAGACUGUUUGCUUUGUUUGGAAACGUCCAACAAUCAAUUACCCACUACCAGAACUGGGGCAAGAAUUCUUUUGCCGAGCUGUAAUUCAAGAUACGAGACUUAUCCAUUUUUCAACAAAUCCACGGCCAGCACAUUUUCAUUACCACUACCUCCACCGGUUUCUCCUCCCCAACCUGAGUUUUCAAACGCAAGGAAAAGUAGGAGUUCAUCUGUGUUAGUGGUAGCCAUUGUUGUACCUGUUAUAGUGGUUGUUCUACUUUUCAUAGCUGGAUACUGUUUCCUUGCAAAGAAGGCAAAGAAGACAUACGAGACAUCACCCACAUUUAAUCAUGCGGAUGAUUUAACAACUAUAGACUCGCUGCAACUUGAUUAUAGAACAAUUCAAGGUGCAACAAAUUAUUUUUCAGAGGAUAAUAAGAUUGGUCAAGGUGGAUUCGGUGAGGUCUACAAGGGUAUAUUUUCAAAUGGGACUGAAGUUGCGGUGAAGAGACUGUCAAAAUCAUCAGAACAAGGUGACACAGAGUUCAAGAAUGAGGUUGUUGUCGUUGCAAAGCUUCAGCACAGAAAUCUGGUUAGGCUUCUCGGAUUUUCGCUAGAACAAGAAGAAAGGAUAUUGGUCUACGAGUAUGUUCCAAACAAAAGCCUUAAUUACUUCCUCUUCGAGCCUGCAAAGCGAGGACAGCUGGACUGGACUCGACGAUACAAUAUCAUUGAAGGAAUUGCACGGGGGGUUUUGUAUCUCCAUCAAGAUUCAAGGCUUACAAUUAUACAUCGGGAUCUAAAAGCAAGUAAUGUUCUCUUAGAUGAGAAUCUGAACCCGAAAAUAGCAGAUUUUGGAAUGGCUAGGAUCUUCGGACUGGACCAAACCCAGGAAAAUACAAACAGAAUAGUUGGUACAUUCGGUUACAUGUCUCCCGAAUAUGCGAUGCGUGGCCAGUUCUCAAUGAAAUCUGAUGUCUAUAGCUUCGGAGUGUUAGUGCUUGAGAUUAUAAGUGCCAGGAAAAAUAACAGCUUCCAUGAGAUGGAUGAUUCACAUGACUUGGUCACAUAUGCUUGGAGGCUUUGGAACUCCGGAACAGCGUUAGACCUCGUGGAUCCAAUUAUCAUUGGAGAUUGCAGAAAGAGUGAAGUGGUUCGAUGCAUCCAUAUUGGUCUUUUAUGUGUUCAAGAAGAUCCUAUAGAUCGUCCAGCCUUGUCCACCAUAUUAGUGAUGUUCACUAGUGUUUCAAUGACUUUACCAGUGCCCCGGCGACCAGGGUUUUUCAAUCAUACUAGACCCAUAGACCCUCUUGAUUCAGAUCAAUCUACGAUGAGCAAGUCUGUUGCAGUGUCAACUGACGAUGCAUCAGUCUCUAGUUUAUGUCCUCGCUGA